Teleopsis dalmanni is the source of this 972-nucleotide messenger RNA. RefSeq lists its product as uncharacterized. The record is from RefSeq and is a predicted model, not a curated record. The transcript is spliced from 5 exons. The coding region runs from base 27 to 962 and encodes 311 amino acids. Lineage: Eukaryota; Metazoa; Arthropoda; Insecta; Diptera; Diopsidae.
AUUUUGCUAGUAUAAGCAUUUCUAAAAUGACAGGGAAUUAUCUAUUAAAAAAGGAAUUUUCCAUUUCUGCUAUUCAUACCAAAGAGGAAGGCUCAUUUAAGAUACGUCAAGCAAAUUUAAUAUCUGAAACAACUCCAUAUUGUGUGUCGAUAGUGCAAUAUACUGAAGAUUUUUUUACUAAUCAAAAUAACUACGUUAUUAACCUCGCCGUCUUUGACUUAAAAAUCCUAACGUCUGUAUUAGAUUGGAAAGCCAAUGAAGCACAUCAGGACCCGCAUACUCAUAGUUUACAAAUAAAAUUAGCGAAAUCUAAAUCAGAUGAAAAUAUUUGCCUCUCUAGAAGGAAUAGGAAUAGUGCUUGGGUAACAGACAAUUGCAAGGUUAAGGCUGUUAGUAUUCUACAUGUGUUCUGUAGUUGCUUCUACUUAGGAUACUUCAGACUCUCUGCUAUAAAAAACAAUCAUGACAAUGGAAUUAGCUAUCGUCCGAGUCCAACUAAGAAUAUUAUUAGUUUCCCUAAUGAUAAUCACAUCACACCGAACAUAUUUUUAUCAUCGACCAGUGAAGCAACCACGCCAGCUCUCUUUACUAUGGCGGCAGUACCUUCACAAAAUAUUAGUAAUAUAGCUACCACAAUGUAUGUAACUCGACAAGAACUUCGAACUACAACACCAGCAAAUCAUAAAAUUGAUGCGGACAUAGAGAAAGGAUAUAUAAAAACUGCUAAACCAAAUGAAUCGGUUAAAAAGGCUUCGCCUUUAAUUUACGCUAUACCAGUUGCAUUGCUUCUGAUUAUUGCAAUAGUCUUUGUCUUCCUGAUGAUUUUGUACCGUCGUCGACCUAAGAAAUCAAAUGCAUCCACAAUUCCUGGACUAAAUAUUCAAUUGGAAAGCAGACAACGCCAAGCUGGAAUCAAAUAUGCAACGAUCUAUGAUCAACAUUUAGUUCGUGGUAGCUUUUGAGAGUUUAGAU